AUGAUGUUUCAUCGGAGGUGUGUUCAUCGGCAGUGGGGUUUAAUCUUCAGGAGGUUGAGUAAACGAGGGGGGAUUUCGACGAUAAGAUUGAAGCUUUUGACUAUGAAAUGUUCGGCGAUUGUUGAGCAUGGUGGGAUUAGGUACGGUGGGGCGGUGGAUUUGCCACGAUGGGUGCAGUCGGUGGUCCAGGAGGAGUGGACGGUGGAGGUGUUUGAUUUGGAGUUAAUGAUGAACAAGGAUAUUGAAGAGGAAAUGGUGAGGCUGUUGCAGGGAGGAAGGCACGCGGGGAAAUCAAGCUCCGAAAUCUCAGUGUAUGAUGGUUUUGGGGAAAUCAAUGAGGAUUUUGCCUUCACUUUCAAACAACUUAUAUCAUCAGCAUCACCACCACUCCACCACUCCGCAAUCUGA
This is a messenger RNA of Lactuca saligna, 408 nucleotides long. The record is from the annotation of a GenBank genome assembly. Lineage: Eukaryota; Viridiplantae; Streptophyta; Magnoliopsida; Asterales; Asteraceae.